AUGGGUCCUAAUCUGAAACGCCGAAAAGUUGCUGCUGAGCCCAAAGUUGAAGAGGUCACUUUCGACAACGAUUCCCGCCAUGAAUACCUCACUGGAUUCCACAAGCGCAAAGUGCAGCGCGCCAAGCAUGCGCAAGAACUAGCUGCGAAGAGAUACAAAGAAGAGAGAAGGAUCGAAAGAAGAAAGAUUCGCGAAGAGCGCAAAAAGGACUUCGAAAAGGCUAUCGAAGAGCACGCAGCAGUACUCAAACGCAUGAAGGAAGAUGCUGGAGAUAUCAGCGACACAGAAGGCGAGAAAGAGGAAGAAGAUUGGGAAGGAUUUGAGGAGCCUCCAGCAGUGGACUACGAAGCCGAAUAUAUCGAUGAAGACAAAUACACAACGGUCACGGUUGAAGAAAUGGACGCAACCCGGGAAGGUCUGCUCAAGGCUGCAAGAGGAGAAGACUCAGAAACUGAAGAACCAAAGACAUACCCAGCCGAGUCGACAGAGGCUGACACAAAAAAGAAGAGAAGACCUCGGAGUGCAGCAUCAGAAGCGGCGAGGAAGAAGAAGAGAAACUUCCGUUACGAGACUAAGGUCGAGCGCAAACAAACAAUGCUCAAGCAGCGUGCUGUGAAGUCGAAGAGGGCAAAGGCGCGCAAGGAUACUAAGGAGACUUAG
Molecule: messenger RNA, 660 nt
Organism: Penicillium bovifimosum
Lineage: Eukaryota; Fungi; Ascomycota; Eurotiomycetes; Eurotiales; Aspergillaceae
Product: rRNA-processing protein RRP17
Exons: 2
Coding region: 1-660 (219 amino acids)
Cellular component (GO): nucleolus
Molecular function (GO): RNA binding
Source: RefSeq, a predicted model, not a curated record